Tuber aestivum (summer truffle) is the source of this 2660-nucleotide messenger RNA. The record is from the annotation of a GenBank genome assembly. NCBI's taxonomy places the organism in Eukaryota, Fungi, Ascomycota, Pezizomycetes, Pezizales, Tuberaceae.
AAAAUGGGUUCUGGAUGAUCAAAUCCUUUCCAUUCCCCCCAACUCGCUUAUAUUUCUUCCCUCUCCUCCCUGCACCACCGCUACAGUGUGACACGAUCCGAAGUUCCCGGACUGUAUGCACUGCAUCCAUCGAAAACCAGCCAACCCGACCAAUCCCGUGACCCUUGAUCCUGUCUCUAUCACUUGCUUUGACCGCCUCCCCUACCAGCGUUACCGAUCCUGUCCUUCCUCCCUUCCUCCCGCUGCUGUCUGUUCUCCCCUCACAAUGGUCUGUGCGCUGCCCGAGAUAGUAUUUUCUACUGGUGAUAUCGUGACGUCGUGUGGGGCCUACCCAAAUACAGAGCAAGCUGACGCCUCAUAUCACAUCCCGCCAUUACUCACCUAGAAGGAGCAAUGUCACAACCACAACAGUAAAUAUCAACAUUAUUACUCUUGUUAUUCCCCCAGACGGUCUUCCCCUCUUUUCUCCGCCUCCCAUAGCUACCGGUCUCCGUCGUCUUCCCCAUCGGAUGAACUCCCGGUUUUCGUCUGAACAUUCCCGUCGACAUGUCUUCCACGCCUCUUGACCUCUCCCACCUCCCGCCAACAUUUCUCCUCCCGACCCGGUUAGCCCAGCCGAAAGCCAAUGAGAUCUCGAGCCAGCUCCGAUCCUGCAAAUGUCCAUUGACCAGCAAUCCCGCUGAUGCUAGCCUGUUUGUCGGGGACAUCAAUAUGCCCAAGCGCUGUGAAUUCGAGCUUCGUGGACGGGGACUCAGUGUUUGUUCAAAAAUGGCUCCCGACGCUAAAAAGGUUAGGGUUGUGAAACUCAAGUGGUUCACGGAAUCGCAUAAGAAUUCGAAACUUCUUCCUAUCGAUGAGUAUAUUGUAUUUGCCGGCUAUGUGCAACCGUCGAAGCGGCCGUCACCGAUGUCCUCCGAACAGAGCGAGGAACAGGAGGGUGCUUUGGAGAAGGAUGUGGCGGAGCGGCAGCUUAAGAAGGAGGUAUUGAGGAGAGCUAGGCUUGAUCGGGUUCGGGAUAGGGAGGAGAAAGAGCAUGAUACACGUGAUGAUAUUCGGAAGCUCCAGGAUAUGAAGCUCUUGUAUGCAGCUGGGAGACGGCGGAGGGGGAUUGAUGGGUUGGUGGCGAUGUCAGAACCGGGUUCUGAGAAUGGGACAAGGAAAAGCACACCAGAGUACGAAGAGAGGCAGGGAGAGGUUGUCUCGAGGGUUAGACCAAGAUUACUAAAGGAGAUGCCCGAUUGGGUACAACAACACGUUUGUAGACCAUUCUGCACCUAUCCGCCGCCCGCCAUCGUGUAUGAUACUAAUCUACUCUAGAACAAAUACUCCUGCUGUCGCCCUACCCCCCUCAUCUCCCCCAACGCCGAAUUCAUCUCUCUCCUAGACACCAUAAAGCUCUCACGGACCCUAACCUCUGAUGGCGUCGGCAUCCGCGCCUACUCGACAAAAAUCGCUACUCUCCAAGCCUACCCUUACCCAUUAGUCUCCCCUUCAGAAGUCUCUCUCCUCCCCGGCUGUGAUGGGAAAUCCUCCGCUCUUUUCCAAGAGUACAUGACCUCCCCGGACCACAGUUUAGCCGUCGUCCGGGAACUGGAAAAGUCCCCCUCCUUCAGCGCCCUCAAACUCUUCUCCUCAAUCUGGGGCGUCGGUCCGGCUGGCGCCCGAGAGUUCUUCUACGACAGGGGGUGGAAGACACUGGAGGACGUGGUAGACCACGGGUGGGGCCAACUUACCCGUGCGCAGCAAAUUGGCGUCAAGUAUUUCGACGAAUUUCAAAGUCCGAUAUCAAGGAAUGAGGCGAGGGAGAUUGCCGCCGUCGUUGGAAAGGCCGCUGGCAAGCUCCGCGCAGGAAUGGAUUACACUAUCGUCGGCGGAUACCGUCGCGGCAAGAUGGAGAUCCACGACGUGGACAUUAUUUUAUCGCACACAACACACACUAUGACCACCGGUGGUGUUGUGAAAGAGCUCGUUUUGGAACUCGAAGCAAGCGGGCAUAUAACGCACACUCUACACCUCGGCCGAGAACUCAACAACACAACAACCAUAAACACCCACAGUUACGGCUUCGACUCCUUGGAGAAAGCCCUCGUGGUAUUCCUCGCGCCAACCUCCGGCCUGCAUCGCCGAGUGGAUAUAAUUCUCGUCCCGCCGGUAAGCGUUGGCUCCGCACUCCUGGGCUGGACUGGUGGGACGACAUUCGAGCGGGAUUUGAGGCUUUGGUGCGACAAAGAGCAUGGGUGGAAGUUCACCAGUGAAGGAGUGUUUGAGAGGAUUACUGGCAGGAGGGUCGCAGGGAUUGAUGGCACGUGGAGGGUUGGUGAGAAGAUGGUUGAGGCGGAGAGGAGAGUUAUGGAGGGGGUCGGGUUGAGGUGGCUGGAGCCUUGUGAGAGGUGCACUGGGUGAUAUGUUAUAAUAUACACACUGUAUAACCUGCGGAGCUCAUUGUUAGAUUUUUCGUUUUUUUUUUUGAAAUACUGGUUGAUUUAUGGAGUGUGGUGGGGAAGCAAGUGGUGCUGGGAUAUUUUAUGGGGGGUUUGCCUCAUUUGCUCUAAAGGCUAUACUAGCUACCAUUCUACAUAGCAUUUACUUCCUUUCAUUCCUCUUUUCCAACCUUAGAAUAGCCAUGAUAACUAUACAAUACAAUAACUUAUCAAACCCCA